This is a messenger RNA of Triplophysa dalaica, 5710 nucleotides long. RefSeq names its product protocadherin 10a (gene pcdh10a). Gene Ontology annotation, molecular function: calcium ion binding. Bases 487 to 3492 code for a protein of 1001 amino acids. Gene Ontology annotation, cellular component: plasma membrane. The record is from RefSeq and is a predicted model, not a curated record. The transcript has 4 exons. NCBI's taxonomy places the organism in Eukaryota, Metazoa, Chordata, Actinopteri, Cypriniformes, Nemacheilidae. Gene Ontology annotation, biological process: homophilic cell-cell adhesion.
CUCGACUAGGAGACACCUACGGAUUUCUUAGCAUCAUACACAUAUUGUGUGGACCAUUAGAAAACUACCUGUAGAAAGUGUUAUUUAUCUGCAAUAGAUCGCUACAAGGAUUUUAUUUGUUUGUUCACAAGGAACUGACUGAUCCACUUACUGGGCUGAAGAGUUUUGGAAAGAUUUUGCUCCCCAGCAUUAAGGAUUUGGGCAUCUGUAGAUUCUGCAAUGUCUUGCUCUGACGCACGGACUACUAAAUUGCGCUUUCCCUGAGACAUCCCUAUAUCAAAUGGCUAUAGACUUUGCGCAUGAGGCGACAUGGUUUCAGGCUGACGUGCCAUACCGGAGCCUUCGUGUUCAUUUGGAAAGUUGCACCUUGCGUAUGUUUUUUUGGACAAAAGCAAUGGGUAGUUCCUAAGCUGUGACGGGAAAAGAAGACAUACGCGGAGAGCGAGAGCGAGAGCGAAUAGAGUGGAGUACACUUGUUGUUUGGAAAUGAUUUUGAUAUUUCUCUUUUUCUCGAUCUUGGAUGGAGGGUUAUCGCAGAUACACUUCUCGGUUCCGGAGGAGCAGGCGCGCGGGACGGUUGUGGGAAAUAUCGCCGAAGAUCUGGGACUGGACAUUACCAAACUUUCCGCGCGCCGUUUCCAGACCGUGCCUAGCUCGCGCACUCCGUACCUGGAGGUAAACUUGGAAAACGGGGCGCUGGUGGUGAACGAGCGCAUCGACAGAGAGGAGAUAUGUCGCCAGACCGUUCCGUGCCUCCUGCACCUCGAAGUGUUUUUGGAGAACCCGCUCGAGCUGUUCCGCAUCGAGAUCGAGGUGAUGGAUAUAAACGACAAUCCUCCGAGUUUCCCGGAGACGGACAUCACCGUGGAGAUCACCGAGAGCGCCACACCGGGCACCCGGUUUCCAGUGGAGAAUGCCUUCGACCCAGAUGUAGGGACUAAUGCCCUGAACACCUACGCCAUUACCACCAACAACUACUUUUACUUGGACGUACAGACGCAGGGCGACGGCAACCGGUUCGCGGAGCUCGUGCUGGAUAAGCCCUUGGACCGGGAGCAGCAGGCGGUGCAUAGGUACGUGCUCACCGCCGUGGACGGAGGGCAGCCGCAAAGAACCGGUACCGCAUUGCUGGUGGUUAAAGUAUUGGACUCCAAUGACAACGCGCCCACAUUCGAUCAAUCCGUGUACUCUGUGAGCUUGCGUGAGAACUCUCCCGUUGGCACGCUCGUUAUACAGCUGAACGCCACCGAUAUGGACGAGGGCCAAAACGGAGAGAUUGUUUACUCUCUGAGUAGUCACAAUCCGCCGCGCAUUCGGGAUCUGUUUAACAUUGACUCGCGCACCGGUAGGAUUGAAGUGACCGGCGAGGUGGAUUACGAGGAGAGCAGCACGCAUCAAAUCUACGUACAGGCUAAAGACAUGGGACCGAACGCUGUGCCCGCGCACUGCAAAGUUUUGGUUAAACUGAUAGACGUCAACGACAACACACCGGAGAUCAGUUUCAGCACCGUCACAGAGUCGGUGAGCGAGCAGGCUGCCCCGGGCACGGUGAUCGCUCUGCUGAGCGUGACAGACCGUGACUCCGGGGAGAACGAACAGAUGACCUGCGAGUUGCACGGCGAGGUACCGUUCAAACUCAAAUCGUCUUUUAAAAACUAUUACACCAUAGUCACGGACGGUCCGCUGGAUCGCGAAAAAGCGGAGUCGUACACGCUCACGGUGGUCGCGAAGGAUAAGGGGGUGCCCUCUCUCUCCACAAGCAAGUCUAUCAAAGUUCACGUUUCGGACGAAAACGACAAUGCCCCUAGAUUCAUGCAGUCGGUUUACGACGUGUACGUCACGGAGAAUAACGUCCCUGGUGCGUACAUUUACGCGGUGAGUGCCGUCGACCCCGAUGUUGGACAGAACGCAUAUGUCACUUACUCCAUAUUGGAGUGCGAAAUACAGGGUAUGUCCAUUUUAACCUACGUGUCCAUCAACUCCGAGAACGGCUAUCUAUAUGCGCUACGCUCUUUCGAUUACGAGCAAAUUAAAGAGUUCAGUUUUAUGGUGCACGCCAAGGACUCCGGAUCCCCAGAGUUAACGGCCAAUGCCACCGUUAAUGUCAUCAUAGUGGACCAGAAUGACAAUGCCCCGUCAAUAAUUGCCCCCCUGGGCAAAAACGGUUCCGCGAGGGAACAUUUACCCCGGUCGGCCGAACCGGGAUACCUGGUGACUCGUAUCGUCGCCACAGAUGCGGACGAUGGCGAAAACGCGCGCCUGUCCUACAGCAUCCUGCGGGGAAACGAGAUCGGAAUGUUUCGCAUGGAUUGGAGAACCGGCGAGCUGCGCACCGCGCGACGGGUGUCUAGCAAACGGGACCCGCCGCACCCGUACGACCUGUUGAUUGAGGUGCGUGAUCACGGCCAGCCACCCCUCUCGUCCUCGGCGAGCAUUAACGUGGUGCUCGUGGACAGCAUAGUGGAGGGCCGCAGCGGAGACAGGGGGUCUGUUAAGUCAAAAGAGGGCUCGCUGGACCUGACGCUGAUCCUUAUCAUCGCGCUCGGCUCUGUGUCUUUCAUCUUCCUCCUCGCUAUGAUCGUGCUGGCCGUGCGCUGUCAAAAAGACAAGAAACUAAACAUCUACACGUGCAUGUCCGGAGAUUCGUGCUGCCAGUGCUGCAGUCGCCAAGCGCGCGGGCGCAAGAAGAAACUCAGUAAAUCGGACAUAAUGCUCGUGCAAAGCACUAACGUGGCCAGCACCGCGCAAGUGCCAGUGGAGGAGUCGGGUAACUUCGGUUCCCACCACCAGAACCAGAAUUACUGCUACCAGGUGUGCCUGACACCGGAGUCCGCCAAAACCGACCUGAUGUUCCUCAAACCGUGCAGCCCGUCCAGGAGUACAGACGCGGAGCACAACCCGUGCGGCGCCAUCGUUACCGGAUACGCGGACCAGCAACCAGACAUAAUCUCCAACGGAAGCAUUUUAUCAAGCGAGACCAAACACCAGAGAACUGAGCUCAGCUACCUGGUGGAUAGACCACGUCGUGUUAACAGUUCAGCAUUUCAAGAGGCAGAUAUCGUCAGUUCUAAAGACAGCGGACACGGAGACAGUGAACAGGGAGACAGUGACCACGACGCUACCAACCGGGGCCACACGGCUGGGGCUGAUCUUUUCUCCAACUGCACAGAAGAGUGCAAGGCUCUGGGUCACUCCGACCGAUGCUGGAUGCCCUCUUUCAUGCCCAGCGACAGUCGCCAGGGUGCCGAUUAUCGCAGCAACCUGCACGUCCCGGGGAUGGAUGCGGUACCGGACACUGAGGUACAGGAGAGCGUGGUUCCGGCCGAUGCGUGCUUUGGGCCUGAUGAUAGAUCAUUCUCUACGUUCGGCAAAGACAAGUCACACCACGGCACGCUCACACGCCACGAGCUACACACACUCUUACCAAGCGCGAGAGCGCCUCACAAACCCAACUACCUGUGUGAGUACUCACUCAAACUGUACGAUUUCUGAAUCCCCCUGAUCUGAUUUAUUGAUUCACAGACAUCUGUUCUGAAUCUAACCCAUGGCUCUGUUGUAUAUACCUAUCUAUAUUUCUAAAAGAAAAUGUAAUCCCAUUUCUCGAAACAGUAUUGCUUCACCUCUUCUCUCACUCUCCAAUUUGUUUUCCCCUUUCCUUCAAAACCAAAAAGGUGACAACAAAUGUAUAAUAUAUGGACAUAUCAAUAAAGUACUUUUUUGAGUGAAAAUGUGGAGUUGUGUCCAACAUUUUGUCCUCCCAAUGCCCUCUAAAUUGUCCCACCCUAAGCAUCCGAUGACACCUAUUGAAUAAUGCUCCAUUACAAAUUUACUUGAUCAACCAUAAGAACAUCAUCCUAGCCUACAUAUACAAUUAUACACAAAGUGUGCUGUGACUUUUCCUUAAGCUGAAAAAUAUAUACGUCUUAACAUAAGCAUGGUAUGCCUAUACAACAUCUCUCUUCGCGAUGCUAAGGUUUUACUUGAUGAAUUUGUAUAUGUUGUAUUGUGAAGGUAAAAAUAUAUUCAUAAUGACCCUAAAAGGUAUUUGAUAAUCAGUUAUAUAUUUUGAUUAACACCCAAUUUCGAUCAAUUUAAAGGAACAGUUCAAUAAAACAGAGAAAGAUAUUUAGAAAAAUGCUUGGAACCAAACAGUUCUUAGGCCCAAUUGACUACCAUUGUCGAAAAAAUGACAAUGGUAGUCAAAAGUGCGCAAGAACUGUUCGCUUUUCUACAUUCUCCAAAAUAUCUUCUUUUGUAUAUUCAAGAAAUUUAUAAAGCAAUUUUAAGAGCGUGUUGAUAAUCUCAUUGGUUCUCGCAUGUUGUAGUAACAAGAACCAUUAAGAUUUAGCUUGCUUAUAUACUGUACAUCUGGGAUGGCAUGACUUAUAAGACAAUGUUCAUACUUAAGUGAACUAUUAAUUUAUCGACACACUAUAAUCGCAAUAAGGCAUAACAAAUACCUUCAGAAUACAGUACAGUAUAAAGUAUAUCAAGUGUUUCCAUAACAUCAUAUGGUUCUACUCAUAGAUCUCAGCACAUCUUCAAUACAUUAAGGAGCAUGUUUAUGUUAUAAUACACAUCAAUGUACAGCAUUCCAUAUGGAAUGGUUGUAUGCAUCAUGAAUUAAAGCACAUUCAUCACACUGUUAUAUGCAUUAUCCUCCAUGCAUAUACAUGAGUGAUAAAUUCCUUAAGUGUUUAGCCGUGUGUCUAUCAUCAUGCACUGUAUCCAUGUGGGUUCUAAUUGCCAUAUGUCACAGUUGUACUGUAAUCACGCUUGUGACAGCAGUCAAAGCGGCCUGCCUCCUUGACUCUGAUUAUAGCAUGCAAACUGUGGCAGCGUACGCUCACGACAGCCGAGACAUCCCGCACUUUUGGCUUCUCUCUUCAUCUUUAUUUAGUACAGUAUACUGUAGUAUGACCUACUACACUGAAGAAGGAAGAAGCGUACACCUUUAUGCGUUUGUGUUUUUGUAUGACACAUGGAUAUAAUGGAGCAUAUAUCCAGAAGUCCCGCCUCCAUCUCAUUUGCAUAAUUUUGUUUUUAUGGGUAUGUCAUACUUUGAUAAAGUGUCAAAUUUGAGUACAUUCUCACAAGCAGUUUUUUUUGCACACUGCCAGAAUGUUGCUUGGGUACUUUUUAAAUGAAUUUCUGAGGUUUAUGUAAACUCGUGGUUAUCUUUGGAUGUUGCUUCAGAGAAUUUCAUAAUGUCUCUUUGAGCGUCUUGUGUGAUAUCGCCUUCACAAUAAUUCUAUAAAAAUAAAAUUCGUACAUGUUCAACACAGUAUCAUCAUGCAAAACAGGAUCAACAAUCGUGUGUUACAGAAUAACACACAACCAAAGCAGAGUAAUACAAAUAGCCAAAGUAACAUAUUUUCUAAAUAACAUAAAAUUCCUGUUACAUAUAUGACCUUUGAUGUGGGUAUCACAUACAAUAUGUUUGCUCUAAUAUAUCCAAAUAUAAUACUAAAUCGCAGACUUAUGUAAUUUAUAUAAUAUUGCCUUACACCAACACACAAAAACAUCCAAAGAUAACGAAGGCUUUCCAAAUCCCCUUGAAGCGAAGAGCAAACAACAACAAAAGCGUUUUGAUGGCGUGUGCAUAAAUGCAUCCAGUAACAUUUCCCUUGUGAGACAAAAUUUGAGAAAAGCCAUGUAAAUAUUGGUCGGACGAGUGAGAUCUCAUUUAAUGUUCUCUGCCUGUUUUCUG